Messenger RNA from Gryllus bimaculatus (two-spotted cricket), 654 nucleotides. The record is from the annotation of a GenBank genome assembly. NCBI's taxonomy places the organism in Eukaryota, Metazoa, Arthropoda, Insecta, Orthoptera, Gryllidae.
AUGUCCGGUACAGACAACAAUUGUUCCCCCAUCACCAGCCAGCCGCCCCACCGGCGGUCGGACGCCUUCUCUAUUGAGAAGUUGCUGGCGUCCAUUCCGUCGACCGGCGGCAGACAAUUCGCGCCCUCGCACGGAUGCUACGACGGCGCCGGGGCGGCGCCGGCGACGACUGACGCGGACGACGCCACGAGGGCGGCGGCGGCGGCGGCGGCGGCCGUGCGCGAGAGGACGUCCAUCGCGACGGCGGACUCGUCUUCCGAGGUGGCCUUGGACACGGGGGCGGCUGCCUUGAACGCUUCGGAUCUGCCAGGCGUCGUCUCUACCUCCGAGGAAGGCGUGGACCCAGUGCAUCAACUCUGUACGGGUCAUCCCGCCUCCAGUUCCCCGUCCGCCCUCCUCGCUUUUCCACUUUCCGCCUUGUGGCGUCGGUUAGUUUCUCUGCCCGUGGGUGGCUUGGGGCCCUGUCCGGGGCCUUUGUCCGGUCGCGGUCUGCGCGCCGCUUGGGUGCCCCGGCCGCUCUGCGGGCUUCGGGUUUUGCCGCGGAAUGCCCGGCGGCCGUCCCCGGACCGGCCGCGCCCCGGCGGGUUCUGCCGUGCCCCGCCAGCGGACAUUGGGCCGGGCGGAGCAAGGGCGGGCCGCCGGGUCCGCCCGUGA